AUGUCAUGUAUGAUAUUUGGAACCACCGGCUUGUGUGGUAAGGCGUUCUUGGAAACCGCUGAAAAGUCUAGCUGUUUCUCAGCCAUUACAUCAAUUACGAGACGGCCCAUCAAUUCCACCAGCCAAAAGAUCAAGGAAAUUGUCGAGGAAGACACAGACAAGUAUGUCAAUAUCAUUAACGAUGAAAAACCAUCAAUAGUCUUCUCUGGUUUGGCCACCACGCGUGGUGCAGCAGGCUCAGCAAAGGCGUUUGUGGAUAUUGACCAUGGCAUAAAUUUGAAGAUAGCACAAGCUUCCAAAGACGCUGGUGUCAAUACUUUUAUCAUUGUUUCUUCUGUUGGUGCUUCUGCUCUGUCUCCGUUUCUUUACUUCAAGACAAAGGGCCGCCUUGAGGACGAUAUCAUCGCAUUGAAGUUUCCCAGAACUAUCAUCUUACGUCCAGGCCCUUUAAUUGGUCAAAGAGAAGCAUCAAAAGGUUUUGGUAACGAUCUCAGCUCAGCUGUGUUCAAACACAUUCAUGGUACAUUUUUGGGAAGAAACAUUUUUUACCCGAUAAAGGCGUCGGAGGUCGCUUCUGCUGCAGUCUCGUUGAUUCAGACCCCUCCCCAGGAAUCUUCUGAGCCUCAAGUCAUGAUUGUUGGUGGAAGGGAGCUCCUCGAUGUUGCGCUGUCUCAAAACUAA
Molecule: messenger RNA, 681 nt
Organism: Metschnikowia bicuspidata var. bicuspidata NRRL YB-4993
Lineage: Eukaryota; Fungi; Ascomycota; Pichiomycetes; Serinales; Metschnikowiaceae
Exons: 1
Coding region: 1-681 (226 amino acids)
Biological process (GO): import into nucleus
Cellular component (GO): cytoplasm
Source: RefSeq, a predicted model, not a curated record